Molecule: messenger RNA, 1194 nt
Organism: Sitodiplosis mosellana (orange wheat blossom midge)
Lineage: Eukaryota; Metazoa; Arthropoda; Insecta; Diptera; Cecidomyiidae
Exons: 2
Coding region: 1-1194 (397 amino acids)
Biological process (GO): DNA replication
Molecular function (GO): DNA-directed DNA polymerase activity; nucleotide binding; DNA binding
Source: RefSeq, a predicted model, not a curated record
AUGUAUCACAAAGCUGAACCUGGUGAAAAAAUUUUCUACAAAGAUGUUACCUCACUGUAUCCAUACAUCAAUAAGUACGGUCGAUACCCUGUUGGUAUUCCAAAAAUUUUACUCGGCAAAGAUCUUGAGAAUAGAAAUGUUUUCAAUAUUGAUGGAAUAAUCAAAGUUGAUAUAUUGCCACCAAAAAGACUGUAUCAUCCCGUACUUGGGAUCAAAAUGCAUAACAAAUUAAUUUUUUCGUUAUGCUACACAUGCACAAAAGAUAUGAAUACUGGUGUAUGUACUCAUCCAGCUGAAAAACGUUUCAUUCAUGGAACAUACGUAGCUGAUGAAUUGCGAUUAGCUGUAAGAAAGGGUUAUGUUGUUCGAAAAAUAUAUGAAGCUUGGGAGUACGAAAUGACACAGUACGACAAGCAUACACAAGAAGGCGGUCUAUUUGCCAAGUAUAUAGAUACCUUCUUAAAAAUUAAAACUGAGGCUUCUGGAUUUCCACAGCAUUGUAAAUCGGAAAAAGAUAAGCGAAAAUUUAUAAGUGACUUCAAAAAGCAUGAAGGAAUCACUUUAGAUUAUGCUCAAAUUAAAUACAAAUUAUUAUUGAAUAGUUUAUGGGGACGUCUGGGUAUGAGACAAGAUAAAAUGAAGAAAGUCUUCGUUAAGUCUGCCAAUCAUUUGCUUCAUUUAAUGACAAAUCCAUCACUCGAAGUGAGUAGCUUCGUCGGUUUAAGUGAUGACACGUUACUUGUUUCAUACAAGUAUCGAGAGGACUGUAUGGAGCAAAAUUCCAAAGUAAAUGUUGUGCUAGCUGCGUACACAACAGCAUUAGCCCGAAUACAUUUAUAUGGCUAUUUGGAUAUUUUGCAAGACCGAUGCUUUUAUUAUGAUACAGAUUCUGUCAUAUACAGAUGCGCAGCAAAUGAACAAGACCUGCCAUUGGGUGACUAUUUAGGUGACCUCACCGAUGAAAUAGUGGGUGAAUAUGGUGAAGGUAGCUAUAUUUCAGAAGCUGUCUUCACAGCUGAAAAAAGCUACUCAUUUGUCGUAAAAGUCCCUAAUAAAGAAGAUAUUGUCAUUUGUAAAGUGAAAGGGAUCACUUUGAAUCACGCCAGCGCUGAAUUGGUCAAUUUCAAUUCAAUGAAAAUACCGUUGAAAGCUGCGCCGUCAACCAUACCGAUGAUACAUCGCUUAGGUAUUUGA